Messenger RNA from Sciurus carolinensis (gray squirrel), 2075 nucleotides. It is a transcript of the gene Jrkl, whose product is annotated as JRK like. Gene Ontology annotation, cellular component: nucleus. Gene Ontology annotation, molecular function: DNA binding. The transcript is spliced from 2 exons. Lineage: Eukaryota; Metazoa; Chordata; Mammalia; Rodentia; Sciuridae. The record is from RefSeq and is a predicted model, not a curated record. Bases 245 to 1819 code for a protein of 524 amino acids.
CGGCGGGAGGGGUUGUCUUCCGGGAGCGUGUGCCGGGGGAGGAGCGGCCGCCGCGCGGCAGUCAGGGAGCUGAGUGCGGGGGUUCUGGUUGCAACUGAGCUAAGCCCAACCCGGGAGGGAGUCAGGGCUACCAAGUUGCUCUGAAGGUUAAAAGGUCGAGAGUGUAAGACUGUUAAAGUGAGUCAAGAGAAGGAAGAAUUUUGUGGACUACUACAGUGUGUGGGGUGAGUUCUAGAGUCUCACCAUGUCAGGGAAACGGAAGCGUGUGGUGUUGACUAUUAAAGAUAAGCUUGAUAUAAUAAAGAAACUUGAAGACGGAGGUUCUUCCAAACAAUUGGCAGUGAUUUAUGGAAUUGGUGAAACAACAGUUCGGGAUAUAAGAAAAAACAAGGAAAAGAUUAUAACUUAUGCGAGCAGUUCUGAUUCCACAAGUCUUCUGGCCAAGAGGAAAUCUAUGAAGCCGUCCAUGUAUGAGGAACUGGACAGAGCAAUGCUAGAAUGGUUCAACCAGCAAAGAGCUAGAGGGAAUCCCAUAUCUGGACCAAUUUGUGCAAAAAGGGCUGAGUUCUUCUUUUAUGCUUUGGGAAUGGAUGGUGAUUUUAACCCCUCUGCUGGUUGGUUAACUCGUUUUAAGCAGCGGCACAGCAUUAGAGAGAUUAACAUUAGAAAUGAAAGAUUAAAUGGAGAUGAGACUGCUGUGGAAGAUUUUUGUAACAAUUUUCGAGAUUUUAUUGAGCAAGAGAAUUUGCACCCUGAACAGAUCUACAAUGCUGAUGAAACUGGACUCUUUUGGAAGUGUCUACCUUCCAGGACUUCAGUAAUCAAAGGUAAAUGCACCAUCCCUGGGCACAAGUCAGUUGAAGAAAGAGUCACUAUCAUGUGUUGUGCCAAUGCAACAGGUUUACACAAACUUAAACUCUGUGUUGUGGGCAAAGCAAAGAAGCCUCGCUCUUUCAAAUCAACUGACACCUUAAACCUGCCAGUCUCUUAUUUCAGCCAAAAAGGUGCAUGGAUGGAUCUUUCCAUUUUCCGACAAUGGUUUGAUAAGAUAUUUGUGCCACAGGUUCGAGAGUACUUAAGAUCUAAAGGCUUGCAAGAAAAGGCUGUGCUUCUGUUGGAUAAUUCACCAACACAUCCAAAUGAAAAUGUCUUAAGAUCAGAUGAUGGCCAAAUAUUUGCUAAAUAUCUACCACCUAACGUGGCUUCAUUGAUUCAGCCCUUGGAUCAGGGAGUUAUAGCAACAAUGAAGAGAAACUAUCGUGCUGGUCUUCUCCAGAACAACUUGGAAGAAGGAAAUGACCUGAAGUCAUUCUGGAAGAAGCUAACUCUACUUGAUGCACUUUAUGAAAUAUCAAUGGCGUGGAACUUAGUAAAACCAGUAUCCAUUAGCAGAGCUUGGAAACUGAUUCUUCCUAAUAUAGAAGAGAAAGAAGGCUUGGAUUUUGAUGAAGAAGAUAUUUCUGUGGGCACUGUGGCCACCAUUUUACAGCAUACCAAAGGAUUGGAAAAUGUGACUACUGAGAAUGUUGAAAAAUGGCUUGAAGUAGACAGUACUGAACCAGGCUAUGAAGUAUUAACUGACAGUGAAAUCAUCAGAAGAGCACAAGGCCAGACAGAUGAAUCCAGUGAAAACGAGGAGGAAGACAUAGAACUAAUUCCAGAGAAACAUGUAAAUCAUGCAGCUGCCCUCCAAUGGACUGAAAAUUUAUUGGAUUAUCUAGAACAGCAAGGUGAUAUGAUUCUACCUGAUAGACUGGUAAUACGUAAACUUCGAGCCACCAUCAGAAAUAAACAGAAGAUGACAAAUUCAAGCCAAUAAUGACAUUUCAUUUGUAUCAUUGUUCUGAUAAUUGUAUUUGUGAGCAUACCCUUUUUGUAACAUGGUUUAAUCUUUGUGUUCUGAAUUCUCAGGCCUAGUCAUGUGAAAUACUGAUACAAAAGCAUCUGUCCAGGUAUGGUGGCACACAACUAUAGUCCUAACUUCUUGGGACACUGAGGCAGGAGGAUUGCAAAUUUGAGGCCAGCCUCAGCAAUUUAAUGAGACCCUGUUUCAAAAUAAAAAGGACUGGGGAUAU